Molecule: messenger RNA, 2125 nt
Organism: Vitrella brassicaformis
Lineage: Eukaryota; Vitrellaceae
Source: the annotation of a GenBank genome assembly
CGCGCUACAGCCACCUCGUACGGCCCUUCCUUCUAACACGUGGAGCCUGCCAGCGCGCCUGCACACGAUCCAUCUACACAUAUAAAGACACAUAACUAUACACGCGCAUCGUCAUGCCAUCAUGAUGUGUGUGGCUCUCACCUUCAUGGUCUAAGGCGCCUGGCCGUCGAGCACGAUGGCGGUGAUAGGGCCGAGGACGCGACGCACCUUGGCGGCCGUUCGGGGGAAUCCCUGGGCGAAGGGCGCGUCAUGAGGGACACCCGCUGCUGGCGCCUCUGUGGUACUGAUGUAGACGCGCACUACAUGCACACAACAGCAGAGCGGAUGAUCAACGACACGACAGCAUGAGGAUGUGUUGUCAGUGUGUACGCGUACCGUCCUGGUAGUUGCAUGGGGGGAUGACGAAGAAAAUGCAUGCGAUGAACGGAUCGCCAGACGUUGUCAGCACAUGCGUCUGUACACACCGCUUACUGGCCCACUCCCAUGCCAGCACAUCCGAGCACUCGUCGAGGGGCGUGUGCGGUGAUUGGGUGAUGAUGCGGUCGAGGUGGCCGCGACGUACACUCCUGACACACAUCAAUACCGGACCACAUGGCCAUUCGCCCUCUCAUUGCGUGUCUUCCAUCGGCUCACCUGUCCACCACCACUGCUGGUGAUCGGUGAAGCCGCCCACAGCCAACAUCCGAUGAGCCAGCAUCCGACGCUUCAACAUGCAACUCGCCGAUGCGUCAACGGCGCCGUCGUUGACACCAAUCGUCACCCACCCCACACCAUUGUCCCACUUCAUGCGACAGCAGACUGGCGGGUCGUGUGGCUUGGCGUGGUGGGUGAAGGGGUGCUGCGAGAAGGGAUGGACGGGGCGGUUGGGGCGGGGGAGGGGCAGGCUGAGGGUGAUGGCGAAGUUGGGCUCGUUGCGGAUGACGCGAAUCUCGUUGUUGUUGUGGCGGAACAGCUGAGUGCGCCGUCUUGCUGGCCAUUGGGACGGCGGAAGGCCACAUUGCGGCCGACGAGCAUCCACUGCGCACAGAAACGGGGCAGCGCCAAGAAAUCCUGCAGCCAACACACACACAUCCAGCAGCUCACCCAUUGCCUCUUCUGUGUGUCGUGCUUACCGCCUUGGUGGGGUGUGUCUGCAGGUCUCCAGCCCCCACAGUGAUCGGCAGCUGGCAAUAGCCGAAAUGCUCACCGAAUCUGAGUGUCUCCGCCACCUCCCCCCAGCCGCCCUCGCCCCCCUCCUCCACCACCCACAUGGCCUUCAUCACAUCGCCGUGGCUCAGCUGAUUGUCGAACUGCACCAGACCACCCACCCUCGCCACCUCGAUGGCCUUCGGCAGCCGAAUACGGCGGAUGAUGGGCCGCAGAGCGUUUCUGAUGGGGCGGGCUGUCGCCUUGAGGUGGGCGACCGUGAUGAGGUCAGACAGUGCGGUGAUGUUGCUCAUGGGUCCGGCAGGGAUGUCAGUCAGGUGCAACCGUCGCGCCUGAUGACACACACAAAGAAGGACACACACAGCACAUAAGAGGUGCACAACACACCACAUCAGUGUGGGUCUUGUGUUUGUGCCUGCCUGUGGUCACUCCCUUGCUGACCUGUGUGCGGCGAUGUCUUGUGAGUGCGAUGGUCGAGUUAAUAGUCUCUGCCAACUCGGCCAGCAGCUCGGACACAGCAGCAAACUGACGACUCACCUUGUCCACCAUCUGACGAAUGAAUCAACACGACGAGAGCACCAUGACACAGAGGUCUUUGUGGUGUGGUGUGGUUGUCAGUGUGCUGCUUCGCAGCCUGCCGCACCAGUGGUGUCAUCGAAGCUGCGGUGUCCAUCUGCAGGAGUUGAUCAAUGCAGCUGUUGACCUGCACACACACACACACACACACAAGCAAGCAGCCGAUGAGCUUUGGAUGCACUGCAUGGAAUGGACGAGUUGGUAUGUGUGUUGGUCAGCUGAUACCUGAGCCUGCUUCAGCCGAUAGCCUUGAACCUGCGGCAGCAGCUGCGCUCGUAUCAUCUGCACCAAACCGGACAACAAACCACACAGACAGCACAACUGGUUCACGUCAAUGAUGUAGGUGAUUUGUUUGGCCUGCAGCUCCCUCUUCUCUCACCUGGGCGGCGGCAAUGGCAGCCAU